Messenger RNA from Neurospora tetrasperma FGSC 2508, 1477 nucleotides. RefSeq lists its product as uncharacterized. Gene Ontology annotation, cellular component: transcription factor TFIIH core complex; transcription factor TFIIH holo complex. The record is from RefSeq and is a predicted model, not a curated record. Gene Ontology annotation, molecular function: ATPase activator activity; double-stranded DNA binding. The transcript has 2 exons. NCBI's taxonomy places the organism in Eukaryota, Fungi, Ascomycota, Sordariomycetes, Sordariales, Sordariaceae. Gene Ontology annotation, biological process: nucleotide-excision repair. The coding region runs from base 1 to 1428 and encodes 475 amino acids.
AUGUCACUCGGCGGACAACAGCUCCUCGAGUACUUGGAGAAGCUGCCAGGUACAGCUUUUAGGAGACUGUACCAGUCACCUGCGACAGCUUUGGCCAUCUUCCGCCGUAUGCUGUCUUAUCAUGAGGGCGGCGGAAAGAUACAUUGCGAUCGCACCAUUGCCGCUCUCCGAUCCCUCCACAUCCUCCAGGUCUCACCACCAAGCAAGGACCGAACCCAAGAAAUCCAAAUCACGGCGAGCUUCAAGAAAGGCCUACAACUGGCCUUCGAAGGCGGCGGCGAAGAUGGCAGCUUUGGCGUCCCUAGUUCUCUCCCCGUCGAUCCCUCCAUUGACAUCGCCUACCUCGAUAAGUACGCUCGGAAGAAGUGGGACGACAUCCUCCACUACGUUGUCAACAGUCUUGGGGUCCACGGCAGCUCAGAAGGGGUCAGCGGACCCAAGGCCAGUGUGAAGGAACUGCUCUUGGCCGGACGCCUCGUCGAACGACGCCCCGACACCCGUACAGGAAUCGGAAUUACGCAAGCCGGUUUCACCUUCCUCCUCCAGGAGUCCAACGCCCAAGUAUGGACGCUCCUCCUCCUCUGGCUCGAAGCAGCCGACCACACGGCCGACUCGGGCAUGGACAGCAUUGACAUGCUCUCCUUCCUCUUCAUGCUCAGCUCGCUUGAGCUCGGAACUGCCUAUGACACAUCAGCCCUGACCGAGACGCGGCGGAAUAUGCUUCCCUCGCUCGUCGACUUCGGGCUCAUCUACUUCCCGCGCGACACGCGCCAGUUUUUUCCCACCCGCCUGGCCACCACACUGACCAGCACCGCCUCGGCCCUGCGCACCGUCUCCUCGGCUUUCACCGCCGCGACCGCCAACCCCUCGGGCGAGCCCGGCACCACGACCAGCACCAGCGGCGGCCCCGCCGCCACCCCCGACAAAACACAGACAGCAGCCAAGGGCAUCAUCAUCGAGACCAACUAUCGUAUCUACGCCUACACCACCUCCCCGCUACAAAUCGCCGUCCUAGCUCUCUUCUGCCAGCUCAACAUGCGUUUCCCCAACAUGGUUUCGGGCCGCCUAACCCGCGACUCCAUCCGCCAAGCGAUUGGCUUCGGCAUCACCGCCGACCAAAUCAUCUCCUACCUACACGCGCAUGCUCAUCAACAAAUGGUGCGCGAAGCCACGGUCACGGGUAAACCGGUGCUUCCCCCGACGGUGGUGGACCAGAUUCGACUUUGGCAGCUGGAGAACGAAAGGAUGCAAACCACGGCGGGUUUCUUGUUCAAGGACUUUGAGAGCACGGAGGAGUACGCGGCGCUGAGCAGGUAUGCGGAGGAGAUUGGCGUACUGGUGUGGAAGAACGAUAAGAGGCAGCUCUUCUUUGCCAGCAAGCAUGAACAGUUGAGGGAUUAUCUGAAGAGUCGGAAGAAGGGGGAGUAAGGGGCGGGUUUGUAAGGGAGGGUAGGGUGGUUUGAGUUCGGGGGUGGUU